CAUCUACCUCUGAUCAUUCUUUUUUGUUAAUCACUACAACUAUAACAUUUAAUGAACAUAGAAAUUUGUAUGCAUAUUAAUUUUUACAUUAUUCUUAAUCUAUUUAUAAAGUCCAGUUAAAAUCAAAUUUAGUUAUAUAAAGUCGGAUUAAUAAUUGCUAUAGUAAAGCUGCGGUCAGGAACUUCAAAAUUCAAAUAAGUACCAUCAUCGAUCAUCAAAGUCUAAUCAGAAAAUCUCAAACCCUAAAACUCUUUUCAAUCAAGAAAAACCCCAACAAUUUUGCACAUCUCUCUCCCAGAAAAGCCAAUUUAUUUGACGAAUUUGUAGCAGUGACUAUUAGAUUACACAAAAAAGACAAUAAUGGACGAAAUGGGUGAACUGAAACACCUACAAACACUAGAAGGGCAUACAGAUCGAGUAUGGGGCUUGGCUUGGAACCCUACAAAUACCAAUAUUCUUGCUUCUUGCAGUGGUGAUAAGACUGUUCGCAUUUGGCAACAAGAUAUUUCUGGCUCCUUUCAUUGCCAGGCAGUAUUGGAGGAAACACACACAAGAACUAUCAGAUCGUGUGCGUGGUCACCUUCAGGCAAAAGGUUGGCUACUGCUAGCUUUGAUGCUACUGCUGCAAUAUGGGAAAACAUUGGGGGUGAUUACGAAUGCGUCUCAACUUUGGAGGGCCAUGAGAAUGAAGUCAAAAGUGUUUCCUGGAAUGCAGCUGGUUCUUUGAUUGCUACUUGUGGGCGAGACAAGUCUGUUUGGAUAUGGAUAGUUGAGCCUGGAAAUGAGUUUGAGUGUGUGGCAGUAUUACAAGGUCAUACACAGGAUGUUAAAAUGGUCCAGUGGCAUCCUUCAAUGGAUCUCUUAUUUUCGUGUAGCUAUGAUAAUAGCAUCAAGAUAUGGGCUGAAGACGGUGAUGAUGAUUGGCAUUGUGUUCAGACACUAAAUGAGGCUAGCAAUGGGCAUACUUCAACAGUAUGGGCUUUGUCUUUCAAUGCUAGUGGUGACAAAAUGGUGACUUGCAGUGAUGAUCUUACUAUCAAAAUAUGGGGAACUGACAGCUUGCAUUCAGAAUCUGGUGAUGACUUUGCGCCUUGGAGACAUUUUUGUACUAUCUCAGGCUGUCAUGACCGCACAAUUUUUUCAGUUCAUUGGUCAAGGAACGGUGUAAUUGCCAGUGGUGCCGCAGAUGAUGCCAUACGCUUGUUUGUUGAGAACGAUGAAUUGGUAGAUGGCCCGAUGUACAGGUUAUUAUCAAAGAAGGAAAAGGCACAUGAAAUGGACGUGAAUUCUGUACAAUGGAGUCCUAAGGAAAAACCGUUGCUUGCUUCAGCAAGCGACGAUGGAACAAUCAAGAUAUGGGAGUACGCAUCUACAUCAUGAUUUUACGUUUCAGAUUGAGGACCGUCCCUGCUGCAUUUCUUCAUAGCCAAAUGUUAGCCCGGCUAAUUGCUUUUCAUGCAAAAUGAAGUGGUAGUUAUUUUACCGAUAUUCUUGUAUUAUCUCAGUUUCGAACUUUUUGUUGCAGAAUAUUGAACAGAACAUUAUGUUUAUACCAAAUUUUGUUGGUGUAUAACAGAAAUAAUUGGGGUUUCGGUUCAUACAUGUAAAUUUGAUUAACAUCCUCGAUCGAGAGUCUUUUUAAGUGUAAUUUUCGCAUUUUUGUGAGUAAAUGUUAUGCUUUAUAUUGUGUGCAAGGAACUAAUUCUUGUUUCCUCGGCGUUUUGACGUUGUUUUAGAUUACAUGCAGUAGUCUAGAUUUUUGGUAUCGCUUGACUCGUUUGAGUGUGUUGAUAAGUCACAAAUUACAAGAAUAUAUGAACCAAGGGACUUCUCAAAGUAAUGCUCAAGCUAUAGCCAAAUUUCCCACUCUUUAAAGACUUUUUUUAAAGUCAUAUUUUUGUGUAGAUCUUCUAUGUGAGUUUCUAUUAAUAUUAUAACAUAAGUAAAAAAAAUAUAUUUUAAAAUAUACGAUUUAUUAUAAAUCAUUAAAAAACAAUGUGAUUUACAAAUCAUUAAGAAACAAUAUGAUUUGGAUUUAUCCAUCAUAUCACAUUCAUUAUAUCUCUCUUAUAAAAGAAAUACCAAAACAACUCAAUUGCAAUUUAUUCAAUUUAAUUUACGAUUUAGACCAAUUUUUAUUCUGAACAGACUAAAAAUAUACCCCACGUGGUUUUUGUGAAAUGAAAAUAUAAUAAUGAAUCACAAAAGAUCUAUGACAAAAUUAUUGGUAAUUGAGACGCCAAAUGCUCAAGCGAAACGACUAGUAAUUGACAAUCCUCGUCAGCGUACAUCCUACACACAUUCUUCCCCCUCAAACUCAAACUGCUGCGAAUCAAAAACAUCAACAAAUUUUACACAAAACCCAUUUAAUUCUACCCAUUUCUGAGAAUUUUUUAUUGACGAACCCUACUGAUUG
Molecule: messenger RNA, 2416 nt
Organism: Amaranthus tricolor (Joseph's coat)
Lineage: Eukaryota; Viridiplantae; Streptophyta; Magnoliopsida; Caryophyllales; Amaranthaceae
Product: protein CIA1
Exons: 10
Coding region: 361-1380 (339 amino acids)
Biological process (GO): iron-sulfur cluster assembly
Cellular component (GO): cytosolic [4Fe-4S] assembly targeting complex
Molecular function (GO): protein binding
Source: RefSeq, a predicted model, not a curated record